Molecule: messenger RNA, 1425 nt
Organism: Rotaria sordida
Lineage: Eukaryota; Metazoa; Rotifera; Eurotatoria; Philodinida; Philodinidae
Source: the annotation of a GenBank genome assembly
AUGGAAUUAGUCAGACAACUCGCUGGUCUUUCUGUUUCACAUAUAAGACAAUUUCGUGAUGAUGAUUCUUAUGUUGAUCGACUCAGUCAUCGAUAUACAACAACUAUAUGUGUGGUUUUUGCUAUUCUUGUCACGACAAAACAGUAUGCUGGUGAUCCUAUUGAUUGUUGGGUACCAGCUCAAUUUAAACCAUCUUAUGAAGCAUACACAGAUAGUUAUUGUUGGAUUGCUAAUACUUAUUAUAUUCCUAUUGAUCAAGAACUACCUGAUGAUGAAACUAGUCGACGAAAUAAAGAUAUUCUUUAUUACCAAUGGGUACCAUUCAUAUUAUUAUUUCAAGCAUUUUUGUUCUAUUUUCCACGUAUUGUUUGGCGUACACUUAAUGUUAAAUCAGGUCUUGAUUUAGUAAAUCUUAUUGAUGCAGCAAUAAAAUAUGAACAAGUUGAACAGUAUGAAUCACGAGAUCGUAUAAUGAGUUAUUUAAUUGUUAAUAUUGAACGUUAUAUAUCCGCACGAGCACAAUUGACACGACAUCAUAUUGAAAAACGUUUUUCAACUUUUCGUCGAUUCUGUCAAUUAUUUAUCUUUUGUUCAAAUCGUCAUUAUGGAAAUUACCUUGUUAUUGUCUAUUUUCUUGUCAAAUUAAUGUGGCUUGUUAAUGCAUUAGCACAAUUAUUUUUAUUAAAUGCUUUUUUAGGCAAUGAUUAUUAUUUAUUUGGUUUUGAAGUUAUUGAAAAAUUAUUUAAAAAUCAACGUUGGACUGAAAAUAGACAUUUUCCUAAAGUGACUUAUUGUGAUUUUAAAAUUCGAGAAAUUGGUAUUAAUCAUUUUUAUACAGUGCAAUGUGUAUUAAGAAUAAAUUUAUUCAAUGAAGUCAUUUUUAUUAUUCAAUGGUUUUGGCUUAUAGCAAUUAGUGCCGCAACGAUUUAUGAUUUUCUUGUUUGGUUAUAUCAUUGCACUGUUCCACGUGAAAAAAUUCAUUUUGUUAAACGUCAUCUUGGUAUAAUGUCAUCUUUUCAUCCUCAAGAAGAACGUCAAUUAGCACGUGAUUUUGUUUUACAUUAUUUAAAAGAUGAUGGAGUUUUUGUUACACGUUUACUUUCAGUAAAUAGUAGUGAUCUUGUUGUAACAGAAAUUAUUAAUCAAUUAUGGAUACGUUUUAAAACAAUUAAUCGUCUUUAUUCAUCAUCUCAUAGUCAACAGCAAACUUUACAUGACAAUAAUAUAAAUACGAGUACACUAGGAACAAAUUUAAAUUAUCAAAAUGGUAAUACAUCAAUACAUAAUACUCAACGACAACGAACAUCGCGCAUUCCACCACCAUUACCAUCAUUUUUACAUCGAACAAUGCAUCAACAAUUAAUUAAUGACAAACCAGAAAAUAUUCAUGAGACGUCAAAAUCAUCCAAAGAUACUGAUGUUUAA